AUGUUCUCUAGGAUAUUUGAUACCUUCAAGCUAUCAUCGACGAUCACCAACGAAGAUGUGAUAUUAUAUCCAAGUGACACUAUAAAAGGCAUAUUAGAUGUUGACGUCGUCAACAAGGCAAAAGUGAAACGAAUAGAGGGUUCAUUAAAGGGAGAGCUGUUCCUUCAGUAUUUCAGUGUGUCAUCCAACAAAAUGGAGACAAGAACCGUUACGUUUCUAGCUCGUCCUUUGGCAUUCAAUGAGGAAGAUGAAUCGGAAAAAUCAUUGAAUAUUGAUGAAGUUUGGUACAAGGAUUCUUUCCAUCAAGUAACCUUUAGCGUCAAAAUUCCGGAUUACAUAAUUUUAGACGAAGGAGAAGGCUCUUGGUGGAGUCAUUUUGGAUAUCCCAAAAGCUCUGAGGGGACAACUUGCUGUUUGCCUCCAUCUAUAAACUACUAUGGAAGUCAUGAAGAGCAAUACAAGAUCAAUUAUUCGAUCGACAUAUACCUUGUGACGGACAACAUGGUGUUCUCAAGGCAUUACCACGAAAUCAAACUAGUCAUCGAGAGUAGGCUUACCAAACGACAAUUGAACAUAAUAAAAGAGGCAAACAGCGACAUGGAUGAGGCUCAACUAAUAGAGGCAAACGCCAAAUGGUCAAGCCAUCCAAGAAAACUGAUAAAGGCUGACGAAGACCACAUGGAAGAUGAGGUUGAUCACAUAGUUAGUUCCAACCUAACUGGAAGCUACAAAUAUUCAAAGUACAUUCGGCAGUUUUACGAUGAUAAGUUUAUCCCCUCCAAUUACAAACAGCUCGUUUGUGAUGUGCACAUGAAAGUUCAGUUAACAAUGAGUUCCAAGCAUUGCUAUAUCGGAGGUCCGUUACCACGUUUGGGCGUUAGGAUCAAGGUAGCCAAUCCGAGCUCAGAUUUUCUCAUACCGGGAACCCAACAGUCGUCACUUCUGGGAGAAUUUUUUGUCAAGAAAGUUACACUGGAUUUGGUUGAAAAGUCCACCAUUUUGUACAAUAGAAGAUCCCUUACAAAGAGAAGGACUUUAUUUCAGAAUGUUUAUUACGGCUUCAAGUUUGACUUGGCGACAGUUGGUGACGACUACCUGAUUCCGUAUGAUCAGAUAUUUGGAUCCGAAGAUGAUAUAAUAUUGAAUCCGAACACACCACUGGGGGAACAAUUUAAAAAGGGAACUUCUAAAAAUCAAGGGCUACGAUUAACCAACGAUCUAGAAGUAUUUCAGCUGCUACAGAAGAGACAUAUACUGGAAUUUACACUCAUACUGUCAAAUUUGGAGACAGGAGGAAGAACUCGAACAGUUUAUUUGAAAUCAGACUUGAUCGUACUUCGAAGGUGA
This is a messenger RNA of Komagataella phaffii GS115, 1347 nucleotides long. RefSeq lists its product as hypothetical. NCBI's taxonomy places the organism in Eukaryota, Fungi, Ascomycota, Pichiomycetes, Pichiales, Pichiaceae. The record is from RefSeq and is a predicted model, not a curated record. Bases 1 to 1347 code for a protein of 448 amino acids. The transcript has a single exon.